AUGGCAUUGUCAGACUCGGUCACUACUUGUCUUUCUCCAUCUGUGCAUUAUGUGAUUUGCAAACUUGGAUAUGAGAAAAAAGACACCUAUGAUAUUAGUAAUAUUUUGUCUGAAAAUGGUGAAGUACGUUGGCAAGCUGUUACAGACCACAUAUGUUACCUUGAAUCAGAUCAAAGUGUGGACUAUAUCAAAAGCAUACGAUCGUUAGGACCUGUAUGUGAAUCUGUUAAUUUGCACUUCAAAACUCUGACCAAGGAUCAGUUUGUAGCUCAGUAUGCAUUAUGGUUCCACUGGACAAACUACACAGAGUUAUUUAUUGAAAUAUUUGAUGUUCUACAGUAUUCACAAACUACAGAAGUUGCUCUUGGCUUAAUGAAACUAACAUCAUGCUUGGAGCGAGCCUUGGGUGAUGUGUAUUUACUGAUUGGUAAAGAUUGCCCUUUCCUUCUAAGAGACUUGAUUGCUUCUGAGCAGCUUGCACUGGUCUUUGGACAAGCCGUAAUUAAUGUACUGAAGGUAUUCAUUGGAUCUCCCAGAGGUCUGAAUCUUCGUAAUGUUUUGUGGCAUGGGUUUGCAUCCCCACAAGAAAUUCCUGCAAAAUAUUGUGCUAUGCUGCUUUUUUUAACUGCAGGAUUGGGUCAGUUGUUACAGAUGUAUCUUCUGCAAACUAAAUGCAUUUUAGUACAUCGACCUUAUGUGAUCUUCAAUAACUUAGAGGAGCUUGAGGUAUUUCCAGAUCUUAAUAAUGAAGCACUUUCCAUAGCUGAAGAGCUAGUAAAACUGUCCAGUUUUGUAUUAAAAACAAUGCUACCAUUUUGGAUGGCUGCUUUAAGAGCUUUCAAGCAAAGCAGGUAUGCUGACUGUGUGAUUCUCUUACUUCCUCAGCUAGAAGUUGGACUUAGAUUGCUUUUCACUACAACUAAUAAAUGUCCAAAUCGAAUGCUAACAGCCGAGUCUUCUGCUCUCUACACCACUUUUGAUGAGAUGCUAGCAAGGAAUUUGGAAAAUGAAGAAGUCAACCAACUUCCUGCAAUUCUUGAGGAACCUGCCAUGGGAAGUGGCUUCAAAGAAUUUCUUUGGGAUUUCUUGAACCACCAGGAGGGUCCACGUAUAAGAGAUCGUUUAAGCCAUGGAGAGAUCGAUCUAAAAGCAUUUCCCAAAGAAGUAGCUAAUCAGAUAGUUGCAUUUGCAAUUACUCUUCUCUGCAGGUUCUCAGAUGAGGACAUGUUUGCUUUUAAGGAACACCUGGUCAUAAAACCACUGAUGAACUGUGCAAGUUGCUACCAUUCUCAAUUUCAUCCAAUUUCCCGACUCAAGAAACAGGUGCUGGAAUGCAUAAAGAGCAUUCACUUAUGGCCUGAAUUGCCAACAGUGCCUGAGGAAUACAUUGGGACGAUGAAAGGGUUGGAAGGAAAUUCUGAAACCAGUACUUUAAUUUUGAUGAUAUCUGAAAUUAUAUCUCAGUUGCAGCAAUAUAUGCCCCAGAAUUGCUACAGUUCACAUGACCCAGUCAAUAGUGUCCUAACAGAGAGGUUACUGGCUGAAGUUUGUGCUAUGCGUAUUUGCACACUUUAUUCUCCACGACCUGUUCUGGAAAUACUGGUGGUACUUCGUAAAAUAAGCAUACAGUGCCAUCAAGUGUCUAAACAAGUUAUUGCCAGCACGGAGUUGAGGUACAAACAGUGGAUGAACAAGACUCUACGUUCUCGCCAGAGGCAUAACUAUCUGCGAAUGCUGAACAGCAUUAAGCUUUUGUCUCCAAUGUUACGUCUCAUCUUAGUGCUGAUUACUUUGGAACUAGUUAACAUCCAUUUGGUUUCUAAGAAGAAUCCUUUUGAUUAUCAGCAGUAUCUAAAGUGA
This is a messenger RNA of Chaetura pelagica (chimney swift), 1860 nucleotides long. It is a transcript of the gene ERMARD, whose product is annotated as ER membrane-associated RNA degradation. Lineage: Eukaryota; Metazoa; Chordata; Aves; Apodiformes; Apodidae. The coding region runs from base 1 to 1860 and encodes 619 amino acids. The record is from RefSeq and is a predicted model, not a curated record. The transcript is spliced from 16 exons.